UCCAAACAAGUUGUUAAAUGUUGCCUAUGCCUAUUUCAGAGGGUAGACAAUUUGCACAUUAAAAAGCCACGUGUCUACAAAGACUGCUUUUUGAAGCUCGUGCCGCUUUCAGAUAUGACCAGCAUAUCCCUUUUACGUUACCCUUCCUUCCACGUGGCAUUAUCAGCAAAGUCUACACGUGGCACCAACCCAUUUACUCCUCCAGCUAUACUAUAUAACCAAAGAGCCCCAUUAAUCCCUUUCUCGGCAAUCUCAAGAAAAUCACAGCUUUUUGAUUGAUACCCCAAGAAAUUCGAUCAUAUCUUUGUUUGACGGCUAUGGAGUUGUGUUUUCUCCCUCACGUUAAGACCUUUAAUUAUUCUCAUUUUCUGACACCAAUUUCCAAGAUUUCUGCUACUCAUCCUUCAACCCUCAAAUUUCCAUACAGUUAUGCUAAUAGAAGCAAAAGUUGGACGUUGAAGUGUGCAAAAGGGAGUUCAGUUUGGGAAAUAGAAAGAAAGUUAGAGGACGAGAUGAGUAUUAUUGAAGAUCAAGAAUUGGUCAGCAUUGGGAGAUUGACUGAUAAGUGUAAAGGAGAAGGUGGAAUGGUAGAGUUGUUGGAGUGUUUGGAAAGAGAAGCGAUUAUGGGAGAAGAUGAAGGAAAAGAACCAAUGGAUUACAAUAGAAGAGCUCAGAUUUUUGAUAAAAGUUCUCGAGUUUUCCAGGCUCUCAAAGAAAGAGAAGCUACUAGUGGAAAAGCAGCAACUUUACAACUAAUUAUGGACACUCUAAGAAAAUAUGAAGAUAACUCAGGCCAACUUAUCAAUAAGGAGAAAAGUUGUUUCCUGAUGGACAAAGAGAUCCCUGCCAAGAGAAAACAUAUUGUGGCUAGGAACUUGAAUUUUCAAGAAAAAGAAUUUCCUAUCAAAUAUUUGGGAUGUCCACUAUUUUAUGGGAGAAAAAAGAUUGAGUUCUUUACGGAGAUGGACACUAAAAUCAUCCAAAGAGUAGAAUCUUGGCAUGCUAACUUAUUAUCUACAAGUGGCAAAAAGACUCUUUAUCAAGCAUGUUCUAACUGCAAUACCUUUUCACUUGAUGUCUAUUUGCCAACCACCAAAUACUAUUUUAGCCAGAUUGAAAUAGUCUUUGCAAACUUUUUCUGGGGAAACCUAGAAGGUAAACAAAAAUAUCACUGGUCCUCAUGGAAAAACUUGUGCUUACCAAUUGAAGAAGGAGGAAUUGGCAUUAGAACUCUGCAAGAGAUCUUAGAUACCUUCUCAGCUAAGCUUUGGUGGCAAUUUAGAACCAGAGAAUCUCUUUGGACUGAUUUUAUGAAGGCCAAAUAUUCUUAAAGGGUUUACCCAAUGGCCAGAAAAUGGAACUACUCUCACUCAUACACUUGGAGAUGGAUGAUGAAAAUCAGACAUAUAACUGACCACCUAAUUCUUUGGAAGAUAAACUCUGGCAACUCAAACUUUUGGUGGGAUAACUGGACUGGAAUGGGUAAGCUAGCUCAAUUUGGAACUGCAUCUACCUUCAUAAAGAAUCAGGUAUCCUCUUAUAUCUCUAAUGGUAACUGGAAUACUCUUAAACUCUCUCAAAACCUUCCUUUACAUGUUGUUCAUCAAAUUCAAGGAGUCAAAAUUAACUCUCCCAACAUAAAAGACCAACCAAUAUGGACUGCGUCAAUAGAUGGGAGAUUUAGUUGUAACUCAGCUUGGAGAAAUCUUAGAGAAAUUCAUAAUACUUCACUUAUUAAUAAGAUGACUUGGCCUCCAAGAUGUCCGUUUAAAAUUUCUUCCUUCCUUACUUUGGAGGCUACUCACACAUAAGGUCUCUAUAGAUGGCAACCUAGGCAGAUUUGGCACUCAAUUGGCCUCCAAAUGUUCAUGUUGCAUUAGUUCUAGUUCAGAGGAUGAAGAUCGCAUGUUCAUCAACAACAUGGUUGGUAAAGCGGUAUGGCUAUUCUUCAACCAAAUAUUUGGUGUUAGAAGAGAUCAUAACAACAUUAGGCAGAUGGUCGUUACUUGGUGGAUGGAAAGUGGUCAAAAUACUUUACAAAAAUUUGCCCUACAAAUCCUACCUGGCAUAAUUGUUUGGAAAGCUAGAUGUAAGAGCAGAUUUGAAGGGAUUAGGAUGUCCUCCAGCUGGAUAAUCCUUCACACUACCCAGCAACUCAAUAUUAUUGCUUACAAAUAAUUUCCCGUAGUACCUCCGUUCAUGAAAAGGAAUCAUUUCUUUGAAUUAAUUGAUACUGCACAACCUGCAAUUCAUACUAAUUUUGUUAAGUGGUUCUCCCACACAAUGGAUGGAUGAAAUUGAACUGUGAUGGAUGCUCUAAGGUCAAUCCAGGCCCUAGUGGAGGAGGAGGUAUUAUCGGGGAUGAUCAUGGGAACUUGAUUAAGGCGUAUGCUAUAUCAUUUGGCACGAAUACUAAUAACUUUGCUAAAACUUUAGCACUGAAAUACGGUAUAGACUGGUGCAUUCAUAAUAAUAUCAAAAAAGUUGAGGUGGAAAGUAACUCUCUCAUGCUGGUAAAUUGGAUUACAAACACCAAAUGAAUUGCGUUGAAGAAGUUACUAUGAAACACUGCUUCAGGGAAUGCAAAAGGUAGCAGAUCAUUUUGCUAACUUUGGCUUGAAUUGUAAUGACAUUACUUGGUUCGACAAUUUCUACCAACUUCCCAGGGAGGUUAGAGGAGAAGUUAACAUGGACAAACUCCAAUUUCCUUCUCUUCAUAGCAAAAUCAUGAAGAAAAAUUUAUUUUUGAAUCGACAACUUCUCAUGAUGUACCAUUUUGACGUCUACUAAUAAUAUGUUAGCUUCA
Molecule: messenger RNA, 2806 nt
Organism: Nicotiana tabacum (common tobacco)
Lineage: Eukaryota; Viridiplantae; Streptophyta; Magnoliopsida; Solanales; Solanaceae
Source: RefSeq, a predicted model, not a curated record